AUGUCGUCGUACCGUCCAAGUCGGUUAGUGAUUUCUUCCUCCUCUUCUGAAGAUGAGGAACCAGAUAGCUUUGAAAUACCGCCUCUGAAAAGUGUCACCAAACGCUUAUCUGACAGUUCAACCCCUUCUUCAGACCAUGAAAUUGUCGAAAGUGAUGUCGAAAGUGAAGACCCUGAUACUUCAAAAACUGAAUCAAUGCGAUCAAUUGCCAGUUCCAAUCCGCCUGAUACGGUUGCUGAACCUUCUGAAUCUUUCUCGCCGAACAUUUCCCGUCAAUCAAGCAUUUAUACUUCCACUCCUAAUUCGAAAAAUAAUUCUGCUGCAUCUUCUCGAAACGUUUCUACUGUUUAUGGUAGCUCGAAAAACUCUACCAGUAACCACGAUCGUUCUCGCAGUUUUAUCGAAUCAAACGAGGACCAACCGGACACACCGAUUACCAAAAAAUUGGCAGAUUCAAAUGACAUGAAAUCGAAACAGCAACUGCGUGAACGGCUUCUUCGUAAAACAUUGAAACCUAAAAAGGACUUUGAGUCGGACGUAUCGCCUCGUGCAAAUGGAUGGGGAGAAAACAAAAUUGAAUCUCCAAACAGCAGCGAGCUGGUGAAUUCGGUUCUUUCACCAAUUGUUAAAAAGGUACCGGCAUACACGAAUUUCGAUCCGGAAGAGUCUAUGGCUAUCGAUUCUCCGGUGACGACUCCAAACCGUUCCACCAUGCGUACCGAUCAAACUUGUGACGGAAACUCGCCGCAAACACCAUUUCCAACUUCCAAUCUUCAAGAUAUGUCACAGUCCGAAACACCACCAACAAAGGGUUCUCCAAAGAAAGAAAGAAUAUCUCCGGUGUCACUAAAGGAGGUUAUUGUUUCACCGGAGAAAGAAUUAGUUGCCGUUUCCCCAAAAAAUGAAACUAUUUCUCCACCGACGGCAUCAGAGUAUGAAGAAAUGUCAAUGAAAGCACUGGAAGGAAAAAGAGAGCAAAUCACUCAACUUUUAAUCUACAAAAAUAACCUUCCUGACAAAGGUGAACGUUUGAUGAAAAAUCUGGAUGGAAUCGGAAAGGAAAUAGAAAGAAGGAAGGCGAACAAUAUAGAAGAUGUUGUUGUGAACGUGGAAGAGAAGAAGGAGAUCAUUCCAACUAAGCCUGCUCCAAAAAAUCUCGUUGACCCGCUCCCGCAGCAAGAUUUUGGCGCUAUGCUCGAUAAAAAUGGUAGGAAAGUCAUGGGUGGAAAGAUGACAGAAGAGAAGAUUCGAAAGGUCAGCAAGAUAUCUGACAAACUUACGCAACAGUUAGCAGACGCCACUCACUCCAUACCAGCGGAAACAGAUUUGACUGAAACUCCAAAAGGUUUACUGAUCGAACUGAUGCCCCACCAAAAAGCUGGAUUGACUUGGAUGCUUUGGAGAGAGCGUCAACCACAACCAGGUGGAAUUUUGGCCGAUGACAUGGGACUUGGAAAAACACUUUCAAUGAUUUCACUUAUCGUUUAUCAAAAAGCUGCUCGUAAAGCUCGAAAAGCAGCAGGCGAAGACGCGACUGACAAAGAAAAACGUCAAGCUGUAAAGGAUGAAGGUCUAUUUCCUUCGAAUGCAACUUUGAUUAUUGCACCAGCCUCGUUAAUCCACCAAUGGGAGGCAGAAAUCGAUAGACGUUUAGAAGAAGAUGAAUUAUCAGUGUUCAUGUUCCAUGGAACCAAAAAGCAGAGAGCAAUCGAACCGAAAAUACUGGCACGUUAUGAUGUGGUUAUUACAACGUACACUCUUGCUGCAAAUGAAUUGAUUGAAAAGAAAAAGGCCGGUGCUAAGGAGGAGUCAGAUUCUGACGUUUCAGACGAUGAAUCGAGACGCCGACGUCGCACUUUCAAAGGCGAUUCUCCUCUCGCCCAAAUUGGAUGGUCUCGUGUCAUUCUUGAUGAAGCACAUGCAAUCAAAAACCGCCUCUCGCAAUGCUCGAAAGCUGUCUGCUGUCUCGCUGCUUUUUCCCGUUGGUGCCUCUCGGGAACUCCGAUUCAUAAUAAUCUCUGGGAUCUCUACAGUUUGGUAAAAUUCCUUCGUAUCCCAUUGUUCAGUGAUCGAAAGUAUUGGGCAGAAUCUAUCAUGCCAAUGAAGACAGUCAUGGCAGAUCGAGUCAAUUUGCUUUCAAAGAACUUGUUACUCCGUCGAACGAAAGAUCAAACGUGUUCUGUGACGAAUAAGAAAAUUGUGAAUUUGGAACCAAAAACAGUAAAAGUUCAUGAAUUAGAAAUGACUGGUGAUGAAGCUAACGGAUAUUCUAUUAUGAUGGAAGGAGCUCAAAAAUUGGUCAAACAAAUCGUUGCUAAUGCGGAUGAUGUGAACAUGUAUGGAUUUGUUAGAAGACGACGACAGCGUGGAGCUGCUGAAAAUGAAAUGCUCAAUCCGUAUAACUUCGGACCUCGAAAUCUGGCCACAAACUCAAAGUUUCAAAAUAUGUCGUGCAUUCUCCUUCUUCUCAUGCGUCUUCGCCAAGCAUGUGUUCACUUUUCUAUCACUAAGUCUGGAAUGGAUUUAGAUGCUUUCCAAAUUAAUGGUGGUGAUGACGAUGUAGACAUGAACGAGCUUGAAGAUUUGAUGGAGAAAACGAUGGCUGAAUUGACUUUAGAUGAUGGAAGUGAUGAAGACGGAUCGCAAAAACAAGAAAUGAUACCCAAAAAAGAAUCACCGACUGUCAUUUUUGAGCCUCAUUACAUUAGUUGCAAAAUGCAUAAGACUCUUGAAAUUGUGAGAGAUAUUUUGGAUCGAAAAGAAAAAGUAGUUAUUGUCUCACAAUGGACAUCUGUUCUUAAUCUUGUCGAAAAGCAUAUUCAAAACGGGGGGCACAAUUACACCUCUAUUACUGGUCAAGUUCUGGUUAAAGAUCGUCAAGAACGUGUUGACAGUUUCAAUCAAGAAAAGGGAGGUGCUCAGGUUAUGCUUCUCUCAUUGACUGCUGGUGGUGUUGGACUCAAUUUAGUCGGAGGAAAUCAUUUGAUUAUGAUCGAUUUGCAUUGGAAUCCUGCAUUAGAGCAACAAGCAUGUGAUCGCAUUUAUCGAAUGGGCCAAAAGAAACCGGUUCAUAUUCAUAGAUUGGUCGUCAAAGGGACAAUCGAACAACGUGUCAUGGAUCUUCAGGAGAAAAAACUUGCUUUGGCUGCUUCUGUUUUGGAUGGCACCGCCACUCGCAAAAUGAACAAACUCACUACGGCUGACAUUCGUAUGCUCUUCGGUCUUGAUGACGCCACAAGUUCACGAAAAUAG
Caenorhabditis remanei is the source of this 3252-nucleotide messenger RNA. RefSeq lists its product as uncharacterized. NCBI's taxonomy places the organism in Eukaryota, Metazoa, Nematoda, Chromadorea, Rhabditida, Rhabditidae. The transcript has 8 exons. The coding region runs from base 1 to 3252 and encodes 1083 amino acids. The record is from RefSeq and is a predicted model, not a curated record. Gene Ontology annotation, molecular function: ATP binding; ATP-dependent chromatin remodeler activity.